Molecule: messenger RNA, 3715 nt
Organism: Paralichthys olivaceus (Japanese flounder)
Lineage: Eukaryota; Metazoa; Chordata; Actinopteri; Pleuronectiformes; Paralichthyidae
Gene: prickle3
Product: prickle homolog 3
Molecular function (GO): zinc ion binding
Source: RefSeq, a predicted model, not a curated record
GUGUGUGUAUAUAUAUGUGUGUGUGUGUGCGCGGCGGAGCGAGGAGCUCAGAGGAGUCAGACAGAGACAUCAUGUAGACGGACACACACCGUGUUGUGUUAAAUCUCCUCACGUCUGUUUCCUGGUUUUUAUUCUUCUCUCGGGAAACGGUUUGUUUCCUCGUCGUCGCCAUCAUGUUCCUCCGCGGGUCUAAGAAGCGACGCUCCAGCCGCUCGCAGGAGGAAGAGGACCCAGACAGAGGUCAGCCCUGUAUGCGCUGCGGAGACCAGUGCCCCGGCUUCCGUGUCCAUGGCUGGAGGAAAAUCUGCGUGCACUGCAAGUGUGUGCGAGAGGAGCACGCUGUGCGCUCUGUCCCGGGACAGCUGGAGAAGAUGAUGACAAAGCUGGUAUCAGACUUCCAGAGACACUCCAUCUCCGACGACGACUCGGGCUGUGCCUCCGAGGAGUACGCAUGGGUCCCGCCGGGGCUCAAGCCAGAACAGGUGUACCAGUAUUUUAGCUGCUUACCAGAGGACAGGGUUCCUUAUGUGAACAGUCCGGGGGAGAGGUACCGGAUCAAACAACUGCUGCACCAGCUGCCGGCUCAUGACAGUGAGCUGCAGUACUGCAACGCUCUGGACGAGGAGGAGAAGAAGGAGCUGCGUCUGUUUAGUCAACAGAGGAAAAAAGAAAACCUGGGCAGAGGCGUUGUCAGGCUCUUCCCAGUAACUAUGAUGGGAGCCAAGUGUCAACAGUGUGGCCGACAGAUCUGCGGCGGAGACAUAGCGGUGUUUGCCAAUCGGGCCGGACACGGCAGCUGCUGGCACCCUCAGUGUUUCCAGUGCGCCUCGUGCACUGAGCUGCUGGUGGAUCUGAUCUACUUCUACCAGGACGGACAGAUCUACUGCGGCCGGCACCACGCUGAGAGGCUCAAGCCCCGCUGCCAGGCCUGCGAUGAGAUUAUUCUCGCGGAUGAAUGCACGGAGGCAGAAGGACGAUAUUGGCACAUGAAGCACUUCUGUUGUUUCGAGUGUGAGGCUGCUCUCGGCGGCCAGCGUUACAUCAUGAAAGAGAGUCGACCGUACUGCUGCUCCUGCUACGAGUCCAUGUAUGCGGAGUACUGCGAUACCUGCGGAGAACACAUAGGUAUCGACCAGGGUCAGAUGACGUACGAGGGUCAGCACUGGCACGCUGUGGAGUCGUGUUUCUGCUGCGCCCGCUGUCAGCUGCCUCUCCUGGGACGUCCCUUCCUCCCUCGAGCGGGGCUCAUCUUCUGCUCCAGGCCGUGCUCGCUGGGCGAAGACCCCAAUAACUCCGACUCGUGCGACUCAGCGCUGCAGAGCAGACCGCCUCAGCACAGCAGACACUGCGGGACGGCAGAGAAACACCAGCAAUGUGGUUCCCCGCUGAAGCCACCAGAGGGCAUCACUAUAACUGCAAAAGACUGCAUUCAUACUGCAGUGGAGAACAGGGGCGUCCACUCUGCUCCAGUUCAAAACGGACUUCCUGCUCCCAGUGGUCACGCUCAUCCAAGAGGCUCCUACUCACCUCUUCCCCACAUUCAUCUAGGAAAUGGUUUGGGUCCAUCUUGGCCCAGCGACCUCCCUCAUUACAGUUUACUGCCGGAGAACUGUGGUGUCAGACCUCCAGUCGGUGGUCUGCAGCAAAAUGAAAACACCGGACUAACCGGUCUGAAUUCAAGAGGAACCUCCACCGCUAAAGACUGCAGAAACUGGGUGGAGAGGACGAAUCAAGUUAUGCAAGCGUUUCCUCCCCACAAAAACUCACUUGUGAACCCCCUCGUUUCGCCCGACACUCCUCCCCUUCCUCUCAACAACCCGUCCACCCUCCCGCCUCCUCUUCCGGUCAAGACUCGUGACCUGAUACCCAGCGAGUCGCCCCCUCCGAACCUCCGGCAUCUAGAGGACAGACCCGAGGAUCCCCCGCCCUCGCUGGCUCGCAGUGGCACAGCCAGAGUCAGCUUCAGAGAACCAAUCAGCAGCAGCUACUCUGUGGACGAGGACGAGGAUGAGGAGGAGAAUGAAGAGGAGCUGCGGGAGGGCGAGGAGGGCCAGCAGGUGGAAGAGGAGGUGGAGGGAGGUUUUGGAAGCAGGUUGAAUCUGCAGAAAGGUAUCCCGCCGCAGAUGGAUCUACUGGACGGAUCCUCUUACCAUCAGCGGAAUCUGAGGCGAGGGGGGAAUCGUUGCCGUGUCCCAUCUGACCCCAGUCUCCAUCCAGGCUCGGAGAGGCGACCCCGGCGCUCGCGGACCGAUCGGCCCCAGCUGGACACGCUGGACUGGAGAGGCGAGAAAGACACGGACGGCCGGGGCUGCUCCAGUGUUCCCUCACUAAGUCUCCAGCCGGGCCACUACAAACACGAGGACACCUGCUCCACCUGUUCCUCGUCCUCAGACUCGGAGGAAGACGGAUUCUUCCUGGGACAGCCGAUCCCUCUGCCCCCGCAGCUCAGAAAACAGCAGCCUGACGGGGGCGAGGAGAGGGAGGGGGAGCAGGAGAAGGAGGUGCAGAGAGACUCGGGGCUGAGAGGAAGCUUUAGGCGGAGGAGAGCUCACAGUCUCAGUGCAAAGGACAAAGAUAAAAACUGUGCUAUUUCUUAACAGAAAGCAACAUGGACACACAGCCUCUCACUUACUGACUGGUGCUGCUCAAGAGUAACUAACGGCCUUUUCAUUAUUCUGGUCUCCAAGUUUUAUGAUGGUGUUAAACACAAAACUCAAGCACAGACUUUUCCAAAGGUGAACCUCGGCCAUCGAGGAAGAGAAGUGAGCUCCAUCCACAUGAAUAUGUUUUCAUUUUAAAAGAAAUCACCACAAGAAAAGAAAUCUCUGCUUCUACUUCUCAUCGCUUUGUCCCUUGUUUGUAGUAUUUCCUGUAACCAAGCAACCGACUGCAAAUAGACUGACUAUCUGCUUCCUGUACACACCAGCACGCACAUGCUAAGCGUACGUGAAUGGUCAUGUGAUGUGCGUUUUCAGGUGCAUUAAUAUGGAUGUAGAUUACUUCUGAUACGAAGAUAAUUGUUUGGAUGGAGAUCGUUUAUCCAUUAUUGUCUUUUCAAAACUUGAAUGAUCUCCGCCCAGAUGUUCGGUAUGAAUUCCCGUAAAGCACCAUUUAAAAAUAAAAACGUAUUUGUAUGGAUGCAGCAUAAACCUCCGAAAAGUCCAACUUCUCUGUCCAGUGUCACGUGGUGCAAGAAUCAUGUGAGUGCAGAUGGAGGUUGAUUAAUUAUUGGUUAUGAUUUUAAUUGAAAACACUCAGACCUGUUACAGUUUAAUCUCACCGCUCGUUAUCGUCAACAUCAUUUACAUGAAGCACCAGGAACCGACGGCACAUUCCAACAUUACUGUUUGUGAAAAUUAAUAACAUGUUAUUAUUACUCUGCUCUACCAUUCUCUGUGCUCUUAUGUGCAAUUUUAUAUGGUUGUAAUAUAUUACAGUAAAGAAAAGUAAAUGGCCAAAUAGUAUGUGGAGGAUGAUUACUUCAGCAACCUGUGGGAGUUUUAUACGAUCAGAAUUCACUGUGUGUGUUGAACAGUUAAUAUAAACCACAUUUAAAGUCUCUAAUCAUGUACGAAGGUCAUUUAUUUUUAUAUACAGGAACUUGGUGUAGGUCACUGGUCCGUCUUGUUUUAUUACUGAGAUGAUGAUUGAAUGUGAAAGAAACUUAUGGUGACAUUAAAUUUGUUUAAAUUGUUGGUGUAAAAGUGUUGUUGUU